CUCAAUAAAAAGUACUGAUUGAUCGACAGGUGUCAGGCAUCACCCCUAUGACCCGGCCCCUCUGAUUCAGGACGAACCUCCGGCACGUGAUCGACUCCUAGCCCACAUGACAUUUGAAGAGCCACUCAAGAAGCAGAGAGCAAAGACCAACGGUCCCGUUGAGAACAGGGGAAAGAAGAGCUGUUGAAAAUGAAGGAGCUGGCUCUGUGAGGUAGGGAGCAAAAGAUGUGCACGUGGUAUUUGGAGGAAAAGGACACGGCAAAGAAACUAUCAGCAGAUGAAAACUUUCUCGAGAACCACUUUUACAUGGUCUAGCAAAAGUUGGAACUUCGAUAAGGCUCAAAGGGGGCCCGCUGCCUCUGAGAAGCUGGUCUGGAGAAAGAUAGCCAGUUGACUGGAAUAGAGUGUUCCUUGGGCAAUGCAAGUCUGAUUGAGCCCAGCACGCUGCAUUAUUGAAUGAACUGCUUCUGUGCAUGGAUGUGGCAUUUGAAUCAGGGUACAGUUCCAUGAUGAAAAGAAGAAUUGGCCAGAGACAGAUUUUCACAUUUUCACCUCUGACCAGACCGUUUGUACCCUCCGGUUGUAUCUGGCCCGGAAGUGAGCAUUCCUUUUCAGGAUGAGUCAGAAGCCUCCAGAGAUCCCGCGAGCAGUGGUGUGGGAUGGAAAGGGAUGGCCUGGAACAGCUGCCCUGUGACUGAGCACCACCGAAUCAACGCAGAUCCGGCAAUCGGCAGAUUAAUCUCGAAGCCACAGCCCCUGCAGAGAUGGGAGAGGCAGACCUCAUCAGACAUCCUGGAGGAACUCAUUGUUCAAGGAAUAAUCCAGGGUCGGAGUCAAGCAUCACGAAACAGAGGCGCCGAAGACGUCACGGGAAACAACAUGGAGGAACCACUCCGGAAGCCCCCAGCUAAACUAAAGAAACUCAAGGCCGAGAAGCAAGACCACAGCUCCGCAGUCAGUGUUCUGGAGAAGGAAAUGAAGGGUGCCGAAGAGAGGUGGAAGACCCAAGAAGAAGGGUCCAAGAGAAGACUGAAGAGGGACAGACUUUGGGCUCCCAUUGACUUUUGGGCCCCCAUUGACUUGGGCAAGAUGGAUUCUCCAGCCACAGAAGGGCACCAAGCUUUAAGUACUCAGACCGUCCUGGAAGAAGACAAUCGUUUGCACGGUGGAGGAUGUGCACUUGAAAGUGAUGAGACAAAUUAUGAGGCUGAGGGGUUUUGCGUUCUGGAGUCUGACGUAUCUUUCAACUGCUCAAAUGACACAACCUUCUGAACUAAUAUCUCUUCAAGCCCGGGUUACCCUGUCCUUGUUGUCUGGGUGUCGUUGUCUAGCCUCAGGCAGAGCCUUGGGCUGGGUGGGCAGCUGGGCUGACCCAGGUCACCAUUCCUUCCUCCUGCUCUUAACUUAUCCCCCCAGUUUAAAAGGGUCUGGCUCUGGCUUUCAUUGUUUAUGCAACUGGAAUAAUAAUGUUGGUAUUUGUUAAGCGCCUACUAUGUGCCAAGCACUGUUCUAAGCCCUGGGGUAGAU
Molecule: messenger RNA, 1527 nt
Organism: Ornithorhynchus anatinus (platypus)
Lineage: Eukaryota; Metazoa; Chordata; Mammalia; Monotremata; Ornithorhynchidae
Gene: STMND1
Product: stathmin domain containing 1
Exons: 7
Coding region: 670-1272 (200 amino acids)
Biological process (GO): neuron projection development; microtubule depolymerization; regulation of microtubule polymerization or depolymerization
Cellular component (GO): neuron projection; cytoplasm
Molecular function (GO): tubulin binding
Source: RefSeq, a predicted model, not a curated record